AUGAUAUCAUCUUCAUCAGAAAUCGAAUGGGAUUGUCCUGAAUGUCAGACUGCUAUAACUGAUCGACGAAAAUAUUGCAUUAGUUGUCAAUCAAUGCUGAUUUGGACAUGUGUUCCUUCUGGAAAAUCAGAUGUAUUAUAUGCAUCUGCAUAUCCGAAGUUAAUUUUAUUACCUGAUGAUAUGGAUAAUGAAGCUACAGCGUAUGGGCCUGAGCCGCACCACAAGCUAAUUGUUGAUUCUACCUUUAUUGCAAUUCACCAGCCAGAAGAUUCUGACCAACGUAAAGCGUAUUAUCAUGCAAAAAGCCCAACAAACUAUGCAUUUAAAAUACAGAUAACUUGUGAUUUUAAUCAUCGAAUAGUUCAUGUGUCCAAAUGCUAUCAAGGCAGUGUACAUGAUAUUACUGUUCUAAGAGAAUCAGGGUUAUUGGAACAUACAGAAGAACAUGUUCAAAUCAUCGCCGACAAAGGAUAUAUCGGUGGACAAUAUGUCAUAACCCCAAGAAAGAAACCUCGUGGUGGCGAAUUAACACCUGAAGAUAAAGAUUUCAAUCGAUCAAUUUCCAGUGCAAGAGCAGCGAUCGAAAAUAUCAAUCAACGUAUUAAAAGUUAUGCCAUUUUAGGAAGUAUUUACAGAGGUGCCUAUGAUGAUUUUGAUAAGAUUACUCGAAUUACACAUGUAGUCUCUGCACUUUAUAAUCUUAAGUUAAGUAAACAUCCUAUUCGAAGUGAGAGAUAA
Rotaria sordida is the source of this 738-nucleotide messenger RNA. Lineage: Eukaryota; Metazoa; Rotifera; Eurotatoria; Philodinida; Philodinidae. The record is from the annotation of a GenBank genome assembly.